Molecule: messenger RNA, 4659 nt
Organism: Staurois parvus
Lineage: Eukaryota; Metazoa; Chordata; Amphibia; Anura; Ranidae
Source: the annotation of a GenBank genome assembly
AUGCUGAAAACUGCUGCAGCACAAGUGGGCACUUCAGUGUCUCCUGGUGCCAACACACCUACUCGUCCUAUUAUCACUGUGCAUAAAUCUGGAACGGUCACAGUUGCCCAACAAGCCCAGGUUGUAACCACAGUAGUUGGAGGCGUCACAAAGACCAUCACACUUGUGAAAAGUCCAAUUUCUGUCCCUGGUGGAGGCACUUUGAUUUCAAAUAUUGGUAAAAUGGUGUCUGUUGUACAGACUAAGCCAGUGCAGACAUCGGCCAUAACAGGACAGGCUUCUACGGGGCCCCUAACACAGAUCCUACAGACCAAGGGGCCUCUUCCUGCUGGAACAAUACUAAAGUUGGUGACUUCAGCAGACGGAAAACCCACAACUAUAAUCACCACAACACAGGCUGGAGGCACCGGAACCAAGCCUACCAUUCUGGGUAUCAGCAGUGUGUCUCCAAAUACCACAAAGCCAGGGACCACCACCAUUAUCAAAACGAUCCCUAUGUCUGCCAUCAUCACUCAGGCAGGGGCUACAGGUGUUACAAGUACAGCAGGGAUUAAGUCACCGAUUACUAUCCUCACAACUAAAAUGGUAACUUCAGGCACAGGAACACCAGCCAAAAUAAUAACUGCAGUUCCCAAGCUCACAACAAGCCAUGGACAGCAGGGUUUAACCCAGGUGGUGUUAAAGGGUGCACCUGGCCAGCCUGGUACAAUUCUCCGAACUGUCCCUAUGGGUGGUGUAAGACUAGUCACUCCUGUGACUGUUUCUGCUGUUAAACCAACCGUAACUACUCUUGUGGUGAAAGGGACCACAGGAGUGACCACUCUUGGCACAGUCACUGGUACAGUUUCCACAAGUCUCGCAGGAGGUGGGGUACACAACACGGCUUCGCUGGCAACUCCAAUUAAUACCUUGGGUACCAUAGCCACCCUUUCUAGUCAAGUGCUCAAUCCUGGUGCCAUUACCAUGUCUGCCGCGCAAACCUCCCUUACUGCUGCUUCAGGACUGAGCACUCCCACAAUUACUAUGCAGCCAAUAUCACAGCCUACACAAGUGACAUUAAUCACAACUCCCAGUGGUGUGGAGGCUCAGCCAGUCCAUGACCUUCCUGUCUCCAUUUUGGCUUCGCCAACUUCAGAUCAACCCACAGCAACCGUUACUAUAGCUGAUCCUAGCCAAGGAGAUCAGCCUCCGGGCACAGUAACCCUUGUAUGUUCCAAUCCUCCUUGUGAGACUCAUGAGACCGGAACCACAAAUACCCCCCACCACCACCCUUGUGAACCUUGUUCAGCAGCCUGGAGGAACGCUUCAGUUUGUGUGUGAAGGACAGGAACCUGGAACCUUUGUAGCCACAGCCUUGGGACAGGCAAAUGGCAAUGUGGUGAGAGUUUGCUCGAAUCCUCCAUGCGAGACUCAUGAGACUGGAACUACGCAAACUGCAACAACUGCAAUGGCAAAUAUUGGUCAGCAUGGUUCCAUAACAAGAGUUUGCUCAAACCCACCCUGUGAGACCCAUGAAACUGGAACCACACAAACAUCAACCACAGCAAUGGCAACUAUCAGCAGUGAGCAGCUUGGCACAAUAGUGAGAAUUUGCUCAAAUCCUCCCUGUGAGACCCACGAUACUGGGACUACACAGACGCCAACUACUGCUAUGGCAAAUAUUGGUAGUGAGCAGGCAGGAAACCUUAGAGUGUGUUCUAAUCCACCAUGUGAGACGCACGAUACCGGCACAACUCCAACUUGCACCACAGCCAGAGCAAACCUUGCCAAUGAGCAACACGAGAACUUGCAGAGGCCACCAAAUACACUUUGUGAAACAUUACAAACUAUAGCCACACGUACAGUUAUGUCUGUGCCUGCUAGCAUUACCAGCGGGCAGUCUGCAAAGGUACAACCGCUUUGCAGCAAUCCACCAUGUGAAAUGCACGAAACUUCCACAACCAAUACGCCAACUGUGGCGACAUCGAAUCUGGGAACAGAACAGCAAGGCAAUACUGUGCAGGUGUGCUCUAAUCCUCCGUCUGAAACUCAUGAAACUGGCACUACCCACACGCCAACCACAGCAAGACCAAGCAAUGCACCAUGUGAGACCCAUCAGACCAUUUCUACAAAAACUACCAUGUCUAUAAAUACAGAGUACAGCUCUGAUUCAACAAGCCUUUUAGAGGUAGAAAAUGCUUCUGGAACUAGCAAGGAAAUCAAACCCUCCAUCCCUGUACAAACACAGCCGGUGUGCUCUAAAUCUCCCUGUGAAACGUUAAUCACUGGCACUACUCAAACGCAACUACGGCCAAGUCCAAUAUCAAUUCUGGUACAUCGGAGAACGGACAGAGAUCUACAGGUGACUCUUGUGAGACCCAUCAAGCAAGUUCCACUCAUACUACCAUGACUGUGUCAGAAGUCAAUCAGGUUGUAAAUCCAUCAUGUUCUAACCCACCAUGUGAGACUCAUGAAACUGGUACAACCAACACUGCAACCACAACAAGUUCAAAUAUCGGAGAACAGCAGGGUGACAGUUCCCAGCAGCCCUCCAGUGAAGCUUCCCAGACAUCUACAACACCCAACACUUUAGAACAGCGUGUGUGUUCCAACCCACCCUGUGAAACUCACGAGACCAAUACUACCAAUACAGCAACCACAUCUACAUCUAACAUUGGAGGUAAUCAACCUCCUGCUGUUCAGGCACAACAAGUCUGUUCAAACCCACCAUGUGAAACUCAUGAAACGGGAACUACCCACACAGCAACCACUGUCACAGCCAGCAUGGGGGAUAAUCAAGAACCACCAGCCGCAAAUGGUCAAGGAGAGCAGGAAACUGUCCCCACAGAGGAUGCUGCCUCAGGCAACAAUGCCGAUUCUGCCGCUGCUGCAUCUCCAGUGACUAUUGUAGCUGUGGCAGCUUCAUCUUCAUCUCCGGUACAUACGGUGCAGCCUAUCGCUUCUAGGGCCGUAACUACUGUGACUCAGUCCACUCAGCUGCCUGGACCUUCUGUUCCUAAUAUUUCAUCUAUGACUGAACCAGCCCCCGAGGAUGCAGAACAGAGUUCAGGGGCUGUCCCCUGCAGUGGACAAGCUGAAGCUCACCUGUCCUCGGUUAUGCUUCAGCCUCCUGAAGAUGCUCAGGCUGAGCCUGAAGCACAAGCUAUGGACUCUGCAGUGCCGGAGCAUACUGAAGCACAGCUACAAGCCGUAAUGGAAACGGACCAGGUUCAAGAGGCAGCCGCUGCUGCUGAGCAGCAAGGAGUGGAACAGCUUUCCCUUCCGCAAGAACUUAUGGCAGAGGGUCAGACAACCACCCUAAUGGUCACAGGGUUAACGCCUGAAGAAUUGGCAGUAACUGCUGCAGCUGAGGCCGCUGCACAAGCUGCUGCCACAGAAGAAGCCCAGGCAUUGGCUAUACAAGCAGUUUUACAAGCUGCACAACAGGCAGUAAUGGCAGCUGGAGAGCCAAUGGAUACCUCUGAUAUGGCUCAUGCUGAGCUUCGUCACCUGACAUCUGAAGGCCCCACCACAACAAUCCCAAUAGUUCUCACCCAGCAGGAACUGGCAGCUCUGGUUCAACAACAGCAGCAACUGCAAGAAGCACAGCAUCAGCAACAGUUACAGCAGCAGCUUCAGCAGCAGCAACUUCAGCAACAGCAGCAGCAACUUCAGCAACAGCAGUUACAGCAACUUCAACAACUGCAGCAGCUCCACCAUGUGCCUACAGAAGCCCUUGCACCAGCUGACAGCCUCAACGAUCCUGCCAGUGAAAGUAAUGGACUCAAUGAGUUAACAAAUGCAGUGACUAGUUCAGUGGCCCUUUUACCGGCUACAGCCACAGAUAGUUUGGCUCCUAUGAAUACCUUCACAACACCUCAACCAGUGGUAAUCGCCAGUCCAGCUAAAUUACAGGCUGCAGCAGCCCUUACUGAAGUAGCAAACGGCAUCGAAUCGAAACAGGACUUGCCCCCUCAGCAGCCGAAGACUCCGCUGAAGAAAGAGAAUCAAUGGUUUGAUGUCGGUGUAAUAAAGGCUACAAACAUGAUGGUGACACAUUACUACUUGCCUGCAGACGACUCUACCAAUGAUGAUGACUCUGGUGUCCUACCAGAUUACAGCCAAUUAAAGAAGCACGAACUACAGCCAGGCACUGCCUAUAAAUUCCGUGUAGCAGGAAUAAAUGCUUGUGGUCGUGGACCCUUCAGUGAAAUCUCUGCCUUCAAGACCUGUCUACCUGGUUUCCCAGGUGCUCCAUGUGCCAUAAAGAUCAGCAAGAGUCCUGAUGGUGCUCACCUCACAUGGGAACCUCCCUCUGUCACUUCUGGGAAGAUUAUAGAAUAUUCUGUCUACUUGGCUAUCCAAAGCAGUACGAGUGGUGAACAAAAAACCACAACACCUGCUCAGCUGGCUUUCAUGCGGGUAUACUGUGGCCCAAAUCCUUCCUGUCUGGUACAGUCCUCUAGCCUGUCCAAUGCUCACAUAGACUACACCACAAAACCUGCAAUCAUCUUCCGGAUUGCUGCACGUAAUGAGAAGGGCUAUGGACCCGCAACACAAGUCAGGUGGUUGCAAGAAUCCAGCAAAGAUGGUACAGCUGGCAAGCCUGGAAGUAAACGCCCAGUAUCCUCACCAGACAUGAAAACUGCUCCAAAGAAGGCAAAGCCUGACCACCCCUGA